ACUCUACAUAAUAUACUAUGGGCAAUUCAGAUCUUAACACGUUGUGCAUCAACACUAUUCGCACACUCGCGGCUGAUGUCGUGAGGGCUGCUAACUCUGGUCAUCCAGGCGCUCCUAUGGGUUGCGCGCCCAUGGCUCAAGUCCUCUUCAGUGACUUUGUGAAAGUGACUCCUCAUAAUGCCCAUUGGGCUAACAGAGACCGCUUUGUCUUGUCCAAUGGUCACGCUUGUGUCCUUCAGUACAUUCUCCUCCACUUGAUGGGCUUCAAGCUUAGCAUGGACGACUUGAAGAACUUCCGUCAAGUCGGUAGCUGCACCCCUGGUCAUCCUGAGCGCGGUCAUACCGAAGGCAUCGAAGUGACCACCGGUCCUCUUGGUCAAGGUAUUGCCAAUGCUAUUGGCUUGGCUAUCGCUGAAGAAAACAUGGCCGCUACCUUUAACAAACCCAACUAUGAGAUCUUUAACAACUACACAUACUGUAUCCUGGGUGAUGGUUGUAUGCAGGAAGGUGUCCAGUCUGAAGCUUGUUCCCUUGCAGGUCAUUUGCAAUUGGGCAAAUUGAUUGCGCUUUAUGAUGAUAAUCAUAUCACUAUUGAUGGUGAUACGGCUGUUUCCUUCACUGAAGACGUGGUUAAACGUUUCGAAGCCUACGGUUGGCACGUGCAAGUCGUCGAUGAUGGUGAUAGCGACCUCAACGCCAUUAAGAAAGCCAUCGAAGCUGCCAAGAAGGUCCAAGACAAGCCCUCGCUUAUCAAGGUCCGCACCACCAUUGGUUACGGCUCGUUGUUGCAGGGUGAGGAAAAGACCCACGGUAGCCCCCUCUCGGAAGACGAUAUCAAGCAGUUGAAGAAGAAGUUUGGUUUCAACCCCGAUGAGAAAUUCGUCGUUCCCCAACAAGUCUAUGAACACUUCCACAAGCGCGCUGAGGAGAAUGCCAAGGCCGAAAAGGCCUGGAAUGACCUUGUCGAAAAAUACUGCAAGGAAUUCCCCGACGAGGGCAAGGAACUGAAGCGUCGUUUAGCUGGUAAGCUUCCCGACGGAUGGCAAAAGGCUUUGCCCAAAUACACUCCCGACGAUGAUGCCAUCGCUUCUCGCAAGUUGUCCGAAGCUGUCAUCAACAAGUUGGCCGAUGUCAUUCCUGAAUUGAUCGGUGGCUCAGCCGAUUUGACCGGUUCCAAUAACACCCGAUGGAAGACAGCUGUCGAUUUCCAACCCCCGAGCACCAAGCUUGGAAACUAUGGAGGUCGUUACCUUCGCUACGGUAUCCGUGAACAUGGUAUGAGUGCCAUUAUGAACGGUAUCGCUGCUUAUCAGGGUUUGAUUCCAUUCGGCGGUACCUUUUUGAAUUUCUUGACUUAUGCUUGGGGUGCUGCUCGUCUGAGUGCCUUGUCCAAGCUUCGUGUUCUCUACAUCAUGACUCACGAUUCCAUCGGUUUGGGAGAAGACGGUCCUACCCACCAGCCUAUUGAAACUUUGGCUCUUACGCGUGCCACUCCUAAUAUGUACACAUUCCGUCCCGCCGAUGGUAACGAAACUUCCGGUACCUAUCUCGUGGCCUUGGAACGCAGCGAUCAUCCCUCCGUCUUGGCUUUGUCGCGCCAGAAUCUUCCCCAGCUCAAGGGUUCAUCGAUUGAAGCUGUCCGCAAGGGUGGCUACGUUCUCGAACCCGAGUCUGACGAAAACCCCGACGUCAUUAUUGUCGCCACUGGUUCUGAAGUCAUGAUCGCCAGAGACGGUGUUGGUCUUCUGCGCAAGGCCGGUCUCAAGGCUCGUCUUGUCUCCAUGCCUUGUACCGAAUUGUUCGAUGAACAGUCUCUCGAAUACAGACAAUCUGUGUUGCUCAAGGGCGUUCCCGUGGUCUCCGUUGAGGCCCUGAGUACCUUUGGCUGGCAAAAGUAUUCUCACGCUCAAGUUGGCAUGGUUACUUUUGGUGACUCUGGUCAGUUCACAGAUGUCUACAAGAAAUUCAAGAUCACGGCUGAAAACGUCGCUGAAACGGCGCAAAAUGCAGUCAAGUAUUUCAAGCAGCACGGCAGUGUUCCCGAGUUGUUCCCUCAGUUUGCUCCCUGUACAUAAAAAAAGAUGUAGUUUAUACAACAUAACUGAAAAUUUUACAUUACUUGAAUAAAUGAAAAAUAUGGAUUUUUCUUUCCUUU
Radiomyces spectabilis is the source of this 2155-nucleotide messenger RNA. Its product is annotated as transketolase. Gene Ontology annotation, cellular component: cytosol. The record is from RefSeq and is a predicted model, not a curated record. Lineage: Eukaryota; Fungi; Mucoromycota; Mucoromycetes; Mucorales; Radiomycetaceae. Gene Ontology annotation, molecular function: transketolase activity. Bases 18 to 2075 code for a protein of 685 amino acids. Gene Ontology annotation, biological process: pentose-phosphate shunt. The transcript has 7 exons.